Messenger RNA from Linnemannia hyalina, 1599 nucleotides. NCBI's taxonomy places the organism in Eukaryota, Fungi, Mortierellomycota, Mortierellomycetes, Mortierellales, Mortierellaceae. The record is from the annotation of a GenBank genome assembly.
AUGUUCAAGGAUACUCCUACGGAGAUUGAGGGAUCAUUUUCCAACCUCAAAACCCUGUCGCAGGCUGAGGUACUUCACCGCCUGACAUUAGAUGCCGCCAGCCAGGGUCUUAUCCAGCAGGACCCCGCAACCGGCUCCUUCUCAAUCUCGGACUUUCUGGUUCCUGGCCUUCAGGCCAAGACCUGGGAGGACUGGCAGGUUGCUGACGAACUUAACCCAUUUGCUACUACGGUGGAUGCCCAGACUUAUUCAGCCAAUCUGGCUCCGAUGCCCUUUCAGUUCGGACUGGAUGGUGUAAUGGUUGGCGGCGCCACUUGGGACUCUGCCACCGCAGCUGUUGCAGGAGGUUUUCCCUCGGAUAUGGCAUACGACGAGUUUGUCUUUGACUUGUCGCCCUCGCACUUUUCGACCCCUGCGACCAUCAAUGUGGCUGAUCUCAUUGUCGGACCAGGCUCUGCGGCUUCCUCGACCGUCGUCUCGCCCUACGAUCUGCAGAUGCCCCUCUCCCACGACGCCUAUGAGGAUCUGGCCCUUGCGGACUUUUACGGCUUCACCGAGCAGGAUGACACUUGCAUCUUUGAUUCGGACAGCGGCUCGGACCUCAGCGACGUCGACUCCUUCUCUGACGACGACGGGGACGACGACGAGAAUGAGGACGAUGAUUACAAUAAAACCUACGAGGUGGCUACGACCAGCACCAAGAACAGCGAUCUGACUCCUGUUUCCGAGCAGGUCGUUGAACUGGAGGACGCCACCAGCACCUUGGCUCUCUCUGCUGCGAACGUCCCCGAAUUCGCUGCUCACCAGACACGAGUCGCAAAGGAGGACCCCAACAAGCGCCGCAUGGAGGAAGCCCUUGUCGCACGCAUCAACAACGACCUUGGCCCCGAGCACAUGUCUGGCCUCUUCAAGAUCCUGAGAGGUGGCGAUAUCGAGGAUGAGGACGAGGAUGAAGAACUGGAGGUUGAUCUGUCUCGUCUGGAUGAGACGACCCUUGUUCAGCUUUACCAGUAUGUCGAGACUUGCUGCAUGCAAACUCUGGGAUCGAUCCUUGCUGCCGAGAAGGAAGAACAGGCACGUCAAAAGAAGGAAGCUGCCGCUGCCGCUCUUGCGGCGGCCAAGAAGGCUCAACAGGAACAGGAACAGGAAGCCCUCAAGUACACCCAUACACUCGAUAUGAGAUCGACCCCAGAGCUCUCUCCCUCGCAUUCCUCCUCGUCCUCUUCUCCUUCGGUCUCGCCCUCGCCUCCUCACCAGUCUUCGUACUCUGCGAUCGAUUGUGGCUCGAGCAACAACAAGAAGCGUUCUGCGACCAACUCGACCUCGUGCACCUACAAGUACGAACGCAACGAUGUGGAGAAGCAGGCUGAGGCUCUCUGGAUGAACACCCAGCACAAAUCUAAGCGGAAACGCAUGACCAACAACAGCCCUGUCUGUAUGGGUGGAGGCGGUACCGGGAAGGGCAAGAGGAUAAAAAAGUCGAUGAUGAUGGAUCAAGAAGAACAGCAGCUCCAGCUCGAGCUUCAGCUUCAGCAGCAGCAAGAUGAGGAGAGUGACGAGAUUGGUGAGGACGAUGAGAUUGAUAUUGUUGGAUUCUAA